UCUUCUUCGGCAAUAAAAUCUUGGUCACAGAUCGCCGCUACCACCACCGCCGCCGCCGCCUCGCAGCUCAAAACCCUAGUCUUCGUUCCCAAACCCCGGCUAGCGUCCAUGGAGAACCCCAGGCCCCUACCCCCUGCCAUCACCCCUCCCAUGGCCCCCCUCCCCGUCCACCCACCCAUCGCCCCCGUCCCCGUCCCCGUCCCACCCCGCGCCCCCGCCUCCACAUCCGCCGCUGCCGGAGGCGGGGACGAUGACGAGGUCGGCUACGAGGUCUCCGACGACCACCGCGCCGCGCGGGAGCGCCACGAGCGCGCCGUGCAGGAGCUCCUGCAGCGCCGGCGCGCCUACGCCAUGGCCGUGCCCACCAACGACUCCGCCGUGCGCGCGCGCCUCCGCCGCCUCGGCGAGCCCGUCACGCUCUUCGGCGAGGGCGCGAUGGAGCGCCGCGACCGCCUGCGUGCGCUCAUGGCCCGCCUCGAGGCCGAGGGCCAGUUCGACCGCCUCCUCCGCGCGCAGGAGGACGAACAAGUAGUCCCGGGCGACGACGACGACGACGAGGGCGCGGAGCAGAUCAAGUACCCGUUCUUCACCGAGGGGACCAACCAACUGCUCCAGGCGCGCGUCGACAUCGCCAUGUACUCACUGCCCCGCGCCAAGGCCAGGGUCGAGAGGGCCAAGCGACGCCUCGCCGACCCCGACGAGGACCCCGAGGCAGAGGCCGCCCUUGUCGUGAAGCAGGCGGCGGAUUUCGCGCUUGAGCGCAGCGAGAUUGGAGACGACCGCCCGCUCACCGGCUGCUCCUUCUCCCGGGAUGCCUCAAUGCUCGCCACAAGCUCCUGGAGUGGGAUCGUCAAAGUAUGGAGCUUGCCACAGAUAACCAGAAUUGCAACCCUGAAAGGCCAUACAGAACGUGCAACUGAUGUUGCCUUCUCCCCAGUCGACAACUGCUUAGCGACAGCCUCAGCUGAUAAAACUGCCAAAUUGUGGAACAGCGAUGGGUCACUUCUGAUGUCUUUUGAUGGCCACCUGGAUCGUCUUGCUCGCCUUGCUUUUCAUCCAUCUGGAAAGUACCUUGGUACAGCUAGCUUUGACAAGACCUGGAGAUUGUGGGACAUCAACACUGGAACUGAACUUCUACUCCAGGAGGGACAUAGCAGAAGUGUAUAUGGUGUCAGCUUUCACCCGGACGGUUCUUUAGCUGCAUCUUGUGGGUUUGAUGCGAGUGCUCGAGUUUGGGAUCUAAGAUCAGGAAGAUUGUACUGUACCCUCAUUGGACAUGUCAAACCUGUCCUAGGAGUCACCUUCUCACCUAAUGGUCAUCUGGUUGCAACCGCGAGUGAAGACAAUUUCUGUCGAAUAUGGGAUCUGAGGACCAGACAAAUGUUAUAUUCUAUACCAGCACAUAAGAGUCUCAUCUCGCAUGUGAAAUUUGAACCCCAGGAGGGUUAUUAUUUAGCAACAUCUUCCUAUGACACUAAAGCAGCGCUAUGGUCAACUCGGGAUUACAAACCAAUUAAAAGCUUGUCAGGCCAUGAGUCAAAUGUUACUAGUCUGGAUAUUAGUGGAGAUGGACAACAGAUUGUGACUGUUUCACUUGAUAGAACGAUAAAGAUCUGGUCAUGCAGAGGCAGCGCGCGGGAUAAUGAGAUGGAGUUGGAUUAAGCAUUGAUUCCACCGUUGCUGGAAACAGCAAUAUUGCUUCACAGCGAACUUGGCAGCGCGUAUAAACACAGAGUUGCAGACUGGGAGAACUGCAGAUCGAAAAGCAUAUCUGAUAGGUAUGUUUGCCAGGCAUGUCAUACAUUUUCUAUAGUACCUUAGUGGAAAUUCCACCAAACAUCACUGGAAAAGAUUGCCAGUUUUCAGUUAACAUUAUAUCAGUACAGAAGAUGCAAGUAUUUAGACAAACAUAAUUGAAUGAGCAGCAGUGCACACUGAUCUUUAGACGUAACGUCGUACAGAGAAGCUGGAUUGAUUCAUGUAGCAGAAGUUAUGUAUCAGCUGGAAACAGAAGGGUGGAAAUACAUAGUGUAAUUACCGGAAUGGUAUAAUUUUGAUACAUCCCACUGUCUCACGUAUCAUCCUAGCAUAGUUGCCAGUCUAGGAAUACGUCCUGAUCUUGUGUAUGUGUUUCUCUAAUCGCAUGCCCGUAGACAUGCCUAUCCGCCACCUCUUAAAUGUUGACAGGGGUUGUAUUCAUAAUCUCAUCAUCCACAACGUUUUUCCUGAAGGACAAAUUAAGUGCAGUCACGUUCCUUUUUUGCUCAGAAAAGGUAUUAAUAUAUUCGACUGCAAGUUACCACCACCUGGCCUUUAUUUUGGCUGCUAUUAUUCUCAUGUGACAGCAAUAUAGAACAACAUCAGAAUCUUGACAGUAUAUAUCUUGACUUAAUAGAUGUACUCCCUCCGAUUCAUAUUAGUUGACGCACACUUGGUACAACUUUGUAUUAAAGUUGUACUAAGUGUGUGUCAAUUAAUUUGGAUCGGAGGGAGUAUGACUCUUUCAAACCAAAGAUUCCUAGCUGCUUUUCCAAAAUAUGCUCACUUUCAGUGUAAGUGUUCAAUAGGGAAUUUAUUACUACUGGUGUUGGACCGUCAAACAAAGGAAACCUUAAUUACUGUGGUAUCUCUCCGUCUGUAUUUACUUAGAAAAUAAUUCCCCUGGAAAAAGUGGGGAAUCCAUAAACAAAGAGGAAUUCAUUUCUACAUUCUUAAUUAACCAAUGAACUAAAAAUCAAGAGGGGUUGACUGGCUGUACCCGUGCACUAAAUUGGCAGCCGGUACGCAUGUGUUUCUCUAAACUUUAUUCCUAUCUUCUGAAUAGGAAAACAAUUUUGGGUUUAGCUACGAUUGUAAAAAACUUGAUGGCGAGAACUAUGUUGCAACCUUGCAGAUCCUAUAUCCUAAUGGUAACCAUGGUAAACAGCAACCUAGGCGACAAACAAAGGAGUAGCACCAAGCAGAAUGUACCUCUAAGUAUGCCCAGGAUAAGCUGUUGCCAUUGCCAUGGAGUUCAUCAUUGUCCACAACUAGCUCCUCUUGAACCUGUGGUUGAAUGACCUCCUGAUCCUCCUGCUGGGGCAUGGCCCAAUAGCUACCUUCAUCCCAUCCAUCAUCAUCUGGAAUGUCAUUGUUUAACUGGUUGUCAUCUGGUUCAAAUCCUUGAAGGUUAUCAGCAUUUUCAAGCAGAGGAUGGGGGCAGGGGCGGCGCCAGUGUGGGGUCGUGUAGGGGCGGCCGCCCCGGGUAAAUUUUGGGACCUAGGGUAGCUCCUCUACUACUUUGGCUAGUGGCCGCCAUGGAAGAUGAGACGUGUUCCCUGUAACCUGUGUGUUCGAUCGUGGGAUCAGCCGAGGAGGAAGACGAGGAGCGAAAUAACGAUUCAUUUUUGAGAUGGGCCAGCUAGUACGUCUUAUAAGUUGGUAGUAAAGGCCCAAUUAAGCAGGAGCCCAUUUUUAUGUACAGCUUCAAGCCUUGACGUUCCCCAAUUUCUCUAACUUCCCAUCACGAUCGACGGAGUAAACAAAUCUGGGCAUUAGGCCAUCACGUCUUCCGCCGCCGGCUCGCCGCCUCACCCUGGUGCUGCCCAAGCCCGAUAGAUGGUGCUUAAUGGAGAUCUGAGAGCCGGGUCGCCGCCUUGCCGUUCCCAAUUUCUGGCAACUUCGCCACUGGAAUAGCCAUGCGCCGCGCUUACAAGUACAAGCAAGCAGCCAUGGAGGACACAAACAGCAGGUACCUGGACUUGAAGAUUGGACAUUUUGGGAUGAAGAACGAAAGAUUCAAUCAGCGGGAGCACAAGUUAAGCCUUAUAAUUGUUUUGGUUGUUUUCAAUGCUUUUUUACCUAGUUCUUGAGAUUGAAACUACUUUGAACAAUUGUUUGUGUUGAUUGUCUUAUCUGUAUGCAUACUACUUGCUAAAUUUAUGGUGUUGAUUGUCUUGUUUGAUACCAUCAUGGAUUCAGAUUUUGUUUACUUUAAAAGUCUGCCCCGGGUAACUUCAAAUCCUGGAUCCGCCACUGGAUGGGGGUCUACACCAGGUGGAGGGAACGGGUCCUCAUCAGCUGGCCCUCGCCCAAGCAUGUUCUCAAGAAGCAAUUCCAUAGAGCAUGACCAGGUAUCCUCUUCAAAAUCCUCUCCCUCACACCAUAUUAAGCUCUUGGGGAUGCUGCCAAGAUCAGUUACUUUAGCAUUAACUAAAACCCCUCCUCUCCUAGUUUCAUCCUUCUCCCACAUCAUCAACCUACCAAACUUGCUGAUCGCAUGCGUCAGAUCUUCAGUGGUCCAAAAAUCAAAAGGGACUCCAGUCAGCAGCAACCAAACAUCUCUGUUAAAAUAGGUGCGUCUCCAAUUUCUCUCCUCAUUGUGUUUGACAAAAGUAAGGAAUAUAUCUCCAAAUGCAUGCGGAUUGUCUCUUAUUAACCUAUCUCUGUCCUGAACCCGCGCAAACCGCACAUACGCUUCUCCAAAAGGGCACUCUUGCCCAUCUCUCACCUCAGCAUGAACAGAAAGGGGGAAAUCUUCAACUACUUCUCUGACAUUCUGAAAAAUACCUCAGCUGGCCCAGUCUUGUGCAUGAAGAUAAGUUGGAGUUCAUUGAUUGGUUUGCUAAUAUCCAUAUGCCAAAUGAAGUAGACUGGAUGAUCAUAGGAGAUUUCAGCUUCAUUAGAAGCCCAUCUGAUAGAAACAGAGCUGGGGGAGAUGCCAAUGAGAUGCUUCUUUUUAAUGAGGCCAUUAGCAAAUUAGGUUUUGUUGAGUUGCCCCUAAAAGGCAGACAAUUUAGCUGGUCUAAUAUGCAAUUCGGCCCUCUUUCGGAAAAGUUGGACUGGUUCUUCACCUCUGCAGCUUGGCUUACCCUCUUAUCCUGACUCUGUGGUGCUGCCCCUUGCUAGACCAAUUUCUGAUCACCUGCCUUGUGUGAUCAAAAUAGGGACUUCCAUUGCUAAAUCAAACAUUUUCAGGUUUGAAAAUUUCUGGCUUCACCACAACACUUUCAAAGAGAUGGUGGCCAAUGCUUGCACAUACCUGUGGGUUACACCGACUUUGCUAAGAAAAUUACUACUAAAUUUAAGAAUUUGGGAACGGCUAUUAAGUUAUGGGCAAAACAAUUGUUAGAUCUUAAAAAGCAAAUUGCCACCUUGAAUGACUGGAUUGGAUUAUUUGAUAUUCAGAGAGUCAAGUCUUUGCGAAUGGAAUUGCAGAUCUAUUUUGUUAAAGAAGAAUUACUUGUGGUCCUUAAGAACCAAAUGAUUUAUUGGAAGCAAAGAGGGAGAAUCAAAGGGGUUAAAUUUGGAGAUGAGAACACAAUUUUUUUUCACACAAAAGCAACCAUAAACCUUAGAAACAAUCACAUUGCUAUUCUUCAGAACGAUGACAAGGUGAAGAUUACUGAUCAUGAUGGAAAAUCAGCUAUUUUGUGGAAUGCUUUCAAGCAAAGAUUGGGCAUGACUGAAGAAACUACUAUGCAUUUUGAUCUCCGGGAUAUUUUACAUCAACAACUUGACCAUGCCCUCUUUGAAAGUUUGGAAACUCCUUUUACUGAUCAGGAGAUAAAUGAUGUAGUUAAGGAACUACCCAAUGACAAAUCUCCUGGUCCUGAUGGUUCCAAUAAUGAGUUCUACAAAGCUUGUUGGGGUAUCAUUGGUCCAGACAUCAGGCAACUAGUUCAUGAUUUCCAUGCAGGGAACAUCAAUUUGGAAAGCAUUAAUUCCUCAUACAUCACUCUCAUUCCAAAGGUGGAUUGCCCCAUAUCACCAAAUGACCUAUAUCCUUGCUAAAUAGUUGCCUCAAAAUCAUCACCAAGCUAUUGGCAAACAGGUUACAAAAAAUCAUCUUGAAGAUUGUGCACAUUAAUCAAUAUGGGUUUCUCAAGGACAGAGCAACCCAAGAUUGCUUGGGUUGGGCAUAUGGAUACCUGCACCAGUGCCAUGCCUCUAAAGAGCAAGUGGUUGUGUUAAAAUUGGAUUUUGAAAAGGCUUUUGACAAAAUUGAACACCAAGCAAUUUUGGAAAUUCUCAAGGCUAAAGGUUUUGGUAGUAAAUGGAUUCACUGGAUGAAAGUGCUAUUUAAUUAUGCUUCAUCUUCUGUGAUACUCAAUGGAGUGCCAGGAAAGGAAUUUUAUUGUAAGAGAGGGGUCAGGCAAGGUGAUCCCCUCUCCUCUCUACUGUUUGUCCUUGCUGUAGACCUACUUCAAUCCAUCCUAAACAAAGCAAUGAGCAGAAAGUUAGUUAUACCCCCUUUAAAUGUGGGUAGCUGUCCUGAUUUCCCUGUUGUGCAAUAUGCUGAUGAUACCCUGAUCAUUAUGAAGACAAACCCAGUUCAUUUGUUCAAUCUCAAGGCUUUGCUCAAUACUUUUGCUACUGCUACAGGUCUCAAGGUAAAUUAUCACAAAUCAAAUUUGAUUCCUAUCAACUUAUCUGAAGACAGAUCUGACAUCAUGAUUAACACCUUGGGAUGCAAAAGAGGUUAUUUUCCAUUCACAUAUCUUGGAUUGCCACUUGGACUAGUUAAACCCACUGUAGAGCAAUGCCUUCCUCUGGUGCAGAGAAUUGCAAAAAAACUAAUGGGACUGGCAACAUUCAUGACACAAGCUGGGAGACUGUUACUGGUCAAAUCUAUUCUUGCAUCUCUACCAAUCUUUUUCAUGUGUUGCUUGGAUAUACCACAGACCAUCAAAAAACAAAUUGCAAAAUAUCUUAGACACUCUCUCUGGAGAGGAUCAGACAUGGAAGAUCACAUGCCAGCAAUGGUUGCUUGGAGUGUGGUGUCUAGACCUAAAAAUCAAGGAGGCCUGGGAAUUUGCAACUUAAGUGUGCAAAACAAUGCUCUUCUGCUGAAAAACUUGCACAAAUUCUUUAACAGUCACAACAUUCCAUGGGUAAAUUUGAUUUGGGAAAUUUAUUACAGUAAUGGCAUGUUGCCUGGUCAGAACAUGGUUGGAUCUUUUUGGUGGAAGACAAAUUUGAAACUGCUUGUUCAAAUCCAUGGCCAUAUGCAAUAUUGGUGAUGGGAAGUCUGCUCUAUUCUGGACUGAUCAAUGGCACUCUACAUGUCUAUUUCAAUGCCUGCCUCACUUAUCCUCUUUUACAAAGAAUACUCUAUUAUCAGUUCAGGAAGCUACCAACUUGGAAUAUUUGGAAGACCUGUUUCACCUCCCCCUGUCUACACAAGCUUAUGAGGAAUUCCAGCAACUUGAGAUCAUCUGUGAGGAGGUUAGAUCAUCUGAAUACAGGGAUUGUAAUGACACCUGGAGCUAUUUAUGGGGGUCUGCUAAUUUCUCUUCUUCAAAACCAUAUACCUGCAUGAUUGGAGUUAAAAUUGUACCACCUCACUUCCAGUGGGUUUGGAACACAUCAUGUCAACGCAAGCACAAAGUUUUUUCUGGAUGGUGCUUAACCUACUCAGAAGAAAAACAUUUCAUUUGGACACAUACAACUGUGUUGUGAUGGAUUGUCAACAGGAAGAAACCUUACACCUAUUCUGGGGAUGCCCUUUUGCUGCUUUUUGUUGGAACUUUGUUUGCCCCAACAAAAAUGUAGCUCUGUCAGUAUUACAGACCAUUGAAGAUAUGAAGCAGAGUCUGGCCUUGCCUUUUGCUAUGGACAUUAUUAUUUUGGCUUCUUGGGCCAUCUGGAUAACUAGAAACAACAGGAUAUUCCCAAAUCCCCCCUUCAUUUCAAAGAUGAAAGGACACCUACUUCAUGGAGCUCAAUUUGUUAAAAUUCAGAAUGAAGAAGUACUCCACUUUGUAUCAAUCAUGGCUGGACUCUGUAUUGUAAUUUUCUUGGUUUUUCUUUUCUUUUCUUUUACUUCUCUCUGUUUGGCCUUUUUAGAUAGCUUUUAUUUUAUUUUAUUUUAGGUUCUAUUUUUGUUCUGUUGGCUUACCUCAAGCCUGUAAGACCUGCCCCUUUGGGGCCUUUCAGGGAUUUUUCCUACUGUGUACAGUCAAAAAAAAAGAAUGUACCUCAACCGCAGCAGAGGCUGAUGAACAGAGAAAACAACCGCCACACAGAUUGACCCAGCCAAUUGUAAGAGCAUCACUUCCGGAUUUGGUGUUUUCCUGAAAGAGCAAAGGGGCAAAGGAUUUCUUCAGUAUUGCACAAGACUUUGAUCUAUCUGGCUGGUUCUGCUUCAGCUGAGGCUAUCGCCGAUGUUGCCCUCUGCUCUAUGGAGCCAUGGAGGUUGUGAAGGUCCGUGUUCAGACACAACUUGCCUUUGCAAGAGGUUUAUCUGAUGGGCUCCGUAAGUUUGUGAAGGCUGAAGGAUAUGCUGGGUAAGUUGAGGCAAGUGACUGAAAUAUUGAAAUCUAUUGUUCUCUGUAACUGUAAUCUCGCUCUUCAUAAACAACUCUCCUUAUGCAGCUUGUACAAGCGAAUUGUUCCGCUCUAGGGCCGACAAAUUACUGUUGCUUAACUUGUAGCCCCAGGGAUAGAGUGUUGCUUCCGUGUGCUGAGUUCAAACCUGUACGAUGAACACCAAGUUCAAACCUGUACGAUGGCAGUGAAGUCGCGCCACCGAAUCUCUUUGCAUCCUGAUGUAAUUAGUUCGUUAAGUAUUCAAUUCUAUAGCAGUAAUUAUUUCUGAAUUUCUCCUGCUGCUGGUUACCGAGUUCCAAGUGACAUUCAGUGUUCUCUAAAGGAAAUUUUUUUGUACUACUAGUAAAAAUGAUUUUUAUUACAUGAGAUAUUUUCCAGAACCAUCAGUUACUCUUCAACGUGGAAUCUAUUCAUUAUAUGGAUUUGUUAUUCCUGGGCCAUGUCGUUGAUUAUAUGAUUUUAUGUUUUUCCACUAUUGGGAAACUGCAAUCGCAAGUGUAGUGGGUGGCGGUGGCAGUUAUGUUUUGCCAGU
Triticum dicoccoides is the source of this 8842-nucleotide messenger RNA. RefSeq names its product U4/U6 small nuclear ribonucleoprotein PRP4-like protein. NCBI's taxonomy places the organism in Eukaryota, Viridiplantae, Streptophyta, Magnoliopsida, Poales, Poaceae. Gene Ontology annotation, cellular component: U4/U6 x U5 tri-snRNP complex. The record is from RefSeq and is a predicted model, not a curated record. Gene Ontology annotation, molecular function: protein binding; U6 snRNA binding; U4 snRNA binding. Bases 109 to 1662 code for a protein of 517 amino acids. Gene Ontology annotation, biological process: mRNA splicing, via spliceosome. The transcript is spliced from 4 exons.